Arctia plantaginis is the source of this 705-nucleotide messenger RNA. The record is from the annotation of a GenBank genome assembly. NCBI's taxonomy places the organism in Eukaryota, Metazoa, Arthropoda, Insecta, Lepidoptera, Erebidae.
AUGGGACCUCAAGUUUUUCUUGCAGUGUUUGGAGCAUGCCUGAGUUUAGUGGUGGCGGAAUACAGGGAUGAUGGAGGCUUCAUGCCGAGCUUUCAACGCACCGAAGACCAACUAGCGGAACCCUCAGCUAGAAUAGAAAAAGACAGAGAUAGCCAAGCCGACAGGACGCAGAGGUUUGGAGUGUCAGCUUAUGGUGGAUCUGGGGGAGGUUAUGGCAGCACAGCACCUGGCCUAUACGGACCAGUAAAAAUAGACCUUGGAGGUGUUCUAUUAGGAUCCAUAUUGGGUUUCGGAGCUGUCAUCAUCCUUCCCAAAAUUAUACAUGCGCUAUCGUACGGUUAUGGCGGUGGAUACGGUAGAAGUCUGGAGACAGACUUCAGUCAAGUGUCGGAGAUGUUUAACAAGAUAGACGAGAUGCUGGCCCGGUACAACGUGGACUCGACAGCUUGCAUGCAACGACUCGCCUGCUCCUAUGUUCAACUCGCCAAUGAGAAUAUGAUAAGCGGCAACGCUACUGACUUCGACUCAUUACUGUCGUCUUUGUCUAAUAACUCACUAGUCCAACGCAUGCUGGACGGCACACCAGUCUUCGACGGGGUGUCAGCGGGACGCUCGAUGGACUCCGACUGCCACGCUCUCUACCCCAAGUGCAAGCUCGACAAGAAAACUGUUGUUAAAAUGCUUACUCAACUUGUACCAUCGUAG